AUGGAGGGCAGAGGACGGAGGGCGCACGCGUGUCAGUGGAGGAACCAGCAGGCGAGGAAGAACAAGUCGUGGGAGAGCGAUGGCUACGUGCUAAUCGAGGGUCCUGCGGUGACGCUGUACGACGAGAGCGGGAAGCAUCUCGGCGCAAAGACGCUCACUGCUCCGCCUGUUGAGGGCGACGAGUUCAAGGUCGGCCAGAAGGACGUGUUGCUCGACGGCCAGAUCUCGAUGUCCGACUUCUUCGCCACCGUGAAAGGCAUCCCCACCGCCUCCGCCGCAACGCCCGCCCGCGCCGUCCCAGGCUUCUUCACCCGGCCCGGCAUGCUUCCCUCCACUUCCACCCCCACCGCUUCAACCUCAACCGCUCAGACUCCUCGACCUGCUUCCGUUGCCCGCCCACCCGCCGCUGCACCGACCUCGUCAAUCGACACACCUGUCUCCGCUGGCAAGGUGUGGAACGAGCAGAAGCCGAAGCUGCAGAAACCGUUCAAGCCGCUCGUGCCGAAUUCGGCGGCGAAGCGCUCCCCCUCGAUGGGUGAGAGUGCGCGGACGGGGACGCCUGGACAGAGCAGACUGAGGGAGAGGGCGGAGCAGGUGCGGACGAAGAGCAUGGAGGAAGACGGGGAGGAGGAGGUUAAGCCUGUCGCGGCGGCGUGGAAGGGAAAGGCGCGAGCCAAGGUUGUCGACUCGGAGGAAGACGAGGCCGAAAACUCCCCGCCCAAGGUCGACCAGACCAGCUCGUCGCCCGCCAAGAAGCGCAGGAGGGUCGACUCGGUCGCGGCUGUUCAGCCGGCUGCGGUGUCGAAGCCUGCCCGCCUUUCGGCCGCUGAUGCGGCGUUCGAGAUGGCGCUCUCGCGGCAGUCUAGCACCGAGUCGAAGAAGCGCCCGCCGAAUCGGACCGUCUCGCUUCCGUCGCGACUGUCGACCUCGACGACCAUCCCGUCGAAGCCCCUUGUCCGCAAGGAUAGCAAGGACGAGGCGAUGGACGACGUCUUCCUCGAUACCUCCGGCGAGACAGAGGAGCUUGCUGACAACUUGUUGGAAGGGAUCGACGACGGGAGCUGGGGAGAUGACCUCGGCGAGGAGGAGGGGGAGAAGAAGCCGGUGGUGCCAGCUGCGGGCCCGAGCAAGGCUGUCGCUGUGCCGGUCAAGCUGAAGAAUCCGAUUCGCGCGCCGGGAACGCCUGCCGGCUCGAGCGGGACGAGGUACUUCUCCUGUCAGUGGCGCAAGCGCACGACAAAGAAGCAGCCAGUCUGGGAAGGCGACGGUAUUCUCGUCGUCAAGGGCACCAAGGUUGAGCUGAAGGACAAAGAAGGCGGAGCGCGCUUGACGGGCGGAACGAUCUCGGCUACGGCCAAGUUGGAGAAUGGCGACCAGCUGCAGGUCGGGAACAUGGUCGUCGAGCUCGAAGACUCGAUCGACGAGCAGACCUACCUUGACGGCGGUCCCUACGACGACUCUUGGAAGUCGUCCUGGGGGCCCGCUCCCGUUCUCAAGCCUUUCCGCCCUCCUGCGCCCGCUAAAGCCGUAAACCCGCUCGCCUCUCGCGUCGCAGCCCGCUCCGCCUCGCCCGUCGUCGAACCCCAUCCUUCACCUCAUGAAACCGCUCGCUUCGCCCUCCCGCCAGCCCUCGUUCCUCUUCCCGCUAAGUUCAAGUCUCCUGCGUUCGUCAAGCAGCCGGUUGUGCAGACGACCCCGUUGAAGGAGCAGGCGAAGAAGAGCGGGCCAAGGUUUGAUCCGCAGAGGGAGGGCGCGGUGGUCAUGCGCAGGCCGGACGAGCAGCAUCAAAAGCAGUACAACACGAAGAACCUGCCUGUCGUCGACGUCGUGAUCGACCCCAUCCUCGGUGACAAGCUUCGCGACCACCAGAAAGAAGGCGUCGCCUUCAUGUACGAGUGCGUCAUGGGCAUGCGGACAGCAGGGCAAGGUUGCAUCCUCGCAGACGACAUGGGCCUCGGCAAGACGAUCCAGGCGAUCACGCUGAUCUGGACGAUGCUUAAGCAAAACCCGUACCAAGGGGACAAGACUGGCGUUGUCGACCGAGCGAUGAUCGUCUGUCCCGUCACCCUCAUCAAGAACUGGAGUCAGGAGAUCAGGAAGUGGCUCGGACGCGACAGGCUGAGGGUGUACGUCGCCGACUCGCAGCACCCGGUGAGGACCUUCGCGACCAGCAAAAACUACGACGUCCUCAUUGUGGGCUACGAGAAGAUCCGCGACUGCGCCGACGACGUCAAGUUCGCCCAGCCGCCGGUCGGCCUGAUCAUCUGCGACGAGGGCCACCGCCUGAAAUCGGAGAAGGCCAAGACGACGCAGGCUUUGCAGUCGCUCUCGUGCAUGAGGCGGGUCAUUCUUUCCGGCACGCCGAUCCAGAACAACCUCGGCGAGUUCUUCGCGAUGAUGGAUUUCGUCAACCCGGGCCUGUUCAACGACGCCAACUACUUCAAGCGCAGCUUCGAGGCGCCGAUCCUCGCUUCUCGCCAGCCGAACGCGACCGCCAAGGCGAAGAAGGCGGGCGAGGAAGCGUUCGAGCUCCUUACCUCGAUGCAGCGCAACUUUGUCCUUCGCCGCACGAACGAGGUCAUACUCAAGCACCUUCCGCCGAAGCUCGAGUAUACCGUCUUCAUCCGCCCGACAAAGCUGCAGGUCGAUCUUUACGCGCAAGUCUUGUCGAGCUCGGCUGUCAGGUCGAUGCUCGAAGGGUACGAGGUUGCGGCCGGUUUGGCGUUAUUGCAGACGGUCGGGAAGCUGGCCAACUCGCCAGGCUUGCUCUUCAAGCACAUCGAGGCGAAAGGCCUCGGUCAGCUCGACCCGUCCGUCAAGGACAUCUUCCCGGCCGGUAUGGACGCAGCCGACGUCGCUCUCUCCGGCAAGUUUCUCCUUCUCGCCGCCAUGCUUGCCGAGUUGCGCGAGACGACCGAGGAGAAGAUUGUCGUCGUCUCCAACUUUACCGCGACGCUCGACCUGAUUGAGGCGUACUGCAAGCGCAAAAAGUACCCGUACUGCCGCCUCGACGGGAAGACGCCUCAGCAGGAUCGCAUCCCGAUGGUCGACGGCUUCAACAGGGGCUCGCACAAGAACAACUUCGUCUUCCUCCUCUCGAGCAAGGGCGGCGGAACGGGCUUGAACAUCAUCGGCGCCUCCCGCCUCGUCCAGAUCGACAGCGACUGGAACCCUUCGAACGACCUGCAAGCUAUGGCUCGCAUACACCGCGAGGGCCAGAAGCGCACCUGCGUCAUUUACCGCUUCUUGACCGUCGGGACGAUCGACGAGGUCAUCUACCAGCGGCAGAUCACGAAGCAGGACGUGAGCGAGGCGGUGAUGGACGCGGAGACGAAGGGCAGGAACACCUUCACGACUGCCGAGCUCCGCAACCUCUUUACCCUGCACGACGACGUCGCGUGCCAAACGCACGAACUGCUCGGAUGUCGCUGCCACUUUGGCGAGAUCGACGAGGACGAGGAGGACGAGCCUGGAAGCGACGAGUCCGAGUCGGAGGACGACGGCGGCGGGUUCAUGCAGGCGUCGCAGUACCAGGACGGCGAAGCUGCUCGACAGGUCAAAACGAAGCGCCGCCACCUCUCUGCGCUCAAGACCUGGACACACUACAACUGCACCGACGAGGCCUCGAUUGACGACAUCGAGGACGGCCUGCUGCGUUCGGCCAUCUACAUGCGCAUGGGCGACUCUGACGAAGACGACGGCGUAAUCGAGCCGCAGGGGAACGGGACGCUCAUCCUGCGCCGCGGACAGGUCGGAUUCGUGUUCGGGAAGAAGACGGGCGCGGACGAGGCGGCGGGUCCGGUGGGAUCCUCGAAGGCGGAGGAGUAG
Messenger RNA from Rhodotorula toruloides NP11, 3828 nucleotides. RefSeq names its product DNA repair and recombination protein RAD54B. Gene Ontology annotation, molecular function: ATP-dependent chromatin remodeler activity; DNA translocase activity; ATP binding. Gene Ontology annotation, cellular component: nucleus. The transcript has 28 exons. The coding region runs from base 1 to 3828 and encodes 1275 amino acids. NCBI's taxonomy places the organism in Eukaryota, Fungi, Basidiomycota, Microbotryomycetes, Sporidiobolales, Sporidiobolaceae. Gene Ontology annotation, biological process: double-strand break repair via homologous recombination; reciprocal meiotic recombination. The record is from RefSeq and is a predicted model, not a curated record.